Messenger RNA from Lodderomyces parapsilosis, 1674 nucleotides. RefSeq names its product signal recognition particle subunit. The transcript has a single exon. The record is from RefSeq and is a predicted model, not a curated record. Bases 1 to 1674 code for a protein of 557 amino acids. Gene Ontology annotation, biological process: SRP-dependent cotranslational protein targeting to membrane. Gene Ontology annotation, cellular component: signal recognition particle, endoplasmic reticulum targeting. NCBI's taxonomy places the organism in Eukaryota, Fungi, Ascomycota, Pichiomycetes, Serinales, Debaryomycetaceae. Gene Ontology annotation, molecular function: 7S RNA binding; signal recognition particle binding; endoplasmic reticulum signal sequence receptor activity.
AUGGAAUCGGCACUUAAUACCACUUUGGGGGCACGUUUGAGUGCGUACUUGGUUACUGCCGACGAUUUCAAGAGACAAAGAACUAGAGUCAACAAGAGGAUCCUCAAGCUACGUCGUGAUUUAAAUUUGGUAACCAAAGAUACCAAAAAUUACGGCGCAAAGGAGCAAACAUCGAAAAUCACACCUCAACAGUAUGAUGAAAAUAAGGAUUAUGGGUUGAUUGAACUACUUUUAGCUGAAAGGGACAUGUUGUAUGCCAGUGAGAUUAAAGCAAAAUUGGAUAUCAAUAGUGAAAAAUCGUCAUCAUACACUACUUUAUUGAAAACCAAGAUGAAGAGAGCCUUAUUUCACGUCGACAACUUGAUAAAAUUGACGGCAGGCGAGGUCAAUGAUAAGAUUCGCAUUGAAGUUUACAUCUAUGCUGCAUUGGUUGCUGGUCAAUUAUCAAUAACGAGAAAACAAUGGUUCAAAGCAUUGAAUGCAAUUUCGAUAGCCAAGUGCAGUUUAGAUUACUUGAACGCACAAGAUAGCAACAAGGAAUCUUUCAACAAAACAUUGUGUAAUGAAUUACUUGAAAACACGGUUGAUCCUUCAUUGAACUUGGCUGCUUCGCAAUUGGAUGACGUGCCAUCUACCGAUUUGAAAACGUUAUCAAGAAGAUAUUGCCAUGAAAAUUGUUUUCCAGAAAUAUCACCAGUUCUUAAGUUGAUUGACCCACUGUUUACCAAAGAUAUCUCAUCAUCGGUAAAGUUGCAGAAAGAGGUGGAUUGGAGGGGUCAUGUUGCAACAAUUUACAACGAUGAGCUCGCUUACAAAAUUCAGGAGUUGACAAGUGAUAAAGAAUGGGAAAAAUACAAUGAUGCAAAUCAAUUUGACCAUGUGAUUGCAUCUUGGAUCAACAUUUUGGAAUUGCAUAAAGAGGAUACUCAGAAAAAUCAAGAUGACGAUGACAUGGAAAAAGUUCAAGAUAGGGCAAUCUUAUCAACCUAUAUAAACUACAAUUUGUUAUUCACGAAACUCAAAAGGGAUUUGUUGUUGGUGGGUCAAUUGGCCGCCCACAAGAAUGUCGAAGAUAACAAGGAUAUAAUCAGGAUUUAUUUGGGUAUAAUUAAACUCGUUGAGGAGUUGAAAGAGCUUCCUGGUGUUUACAACGACGAGGAUUUGCAUUAUUCGCUAGAAAACUUGGGGAAAUUUUACGAAGCUCAAAAAAACGUUGUCAUUGCCGAGUCUUAUCAAUUUAAUAAUAGAUUUGCCGAAAGUUUGAAAAUUUACAACUAUGUCAAUCAGCAAUUGCAAGUUUCUCAUGACUAUUACAAAGUCGGUUUUCCAUUCAAUGUGAGCACGAAUACAGAAGUUGCAUUUUUCAAAGUGCAUUUGGAAAAGAAGGUAUUACAAGCUCAAGUUAGUGCCCAAUUCGAACAAGGAAAACGAGCAGCUUGUUCGAAAUACACCAUCGAGGAUAUGAAAAAAUUUCCUAUUGGUUUGAAUGUGAUUAACCUUGAUAAGAUUGAACCAGUCAUGUGUAAACCAGUUUUGUUUGAUAUUGCAUUCAACUAUAUUACACCUGCGAUUGAACCUGCACAACCUGUUCAGGCAACAACUCCUGCAAUUGAAACCAGCACAGAGGAAACUAAAAAGCGUGGGCUUUUUGGUAUCUUUGGUGGACGUAAGUAG